Equus caballus (horse) is the source of this 970-nucleotide messenger RNA. RefSeq names its product thioredoxin like 4A (gene TXNL4A). Gene Ontology annotation, biological process: mRNA splicing, via spliceosome. The record is from RefSeq and is a predicted model, not a curated record. Gene Ontology annotation, cellular component: U4/U6 x U5 tri-snRNP complex; U5 snRNP; spliceosomal complex. NCBI's taxonomy places the organism in Eukaryota, Metazoa, Chordata, Mammalia, Perissodactyla, Equidae.
CGCACUUGCACAACGGCUGGCAGGUGGAUCAGGCCAUCCUCUCGGAGGAGGACCGAGUGGUCGUCAUUCGGUUCGGACACGACUGGGACCCCACCUGUAUGAAGAUGGACGAGGUUCUCUACAGCAUCGCCGAGAAGGUGGCGGUAUAAACACCAAGUCAUGUCCAGAUCCUGCUGGCCUCAGCGCACGGCUAGGAUGCUAGAGACAUGAGGGUCAUUUGGCUCUUCAUGUCUGAGCAAAACUCAGCACGAUGCUCUUAGCUAGGAGACAGAGUUUGUGUGUUACCAAAUGGCAGAUAAUGGGGGAUCUUCCUCAUCUUGUUACGAGCCCUGUUUGGAUAUUCCCGCUGUUUUAAAGUGGAUUCUUAGCUGGUGGAGGAGCUCUACACAAAAGGGUAGAGUGGCAGUGGGCGUCCCGGCCUUCAGUCUCAGUGAUUUGCAUGAGGUUAAAAAUUUUGCAGUUAUUUAUCUUGUGGAUAUUACAGAAGUUCCUGACUUCAACAAAAUGUAUGAGCUAUACGAUCCGUGCACUGUCAUGUUUUUCUUCAGGAACAAGCACAUCAUGAUUGACCUGGGCACUGGCAACAAUAACAAGAUCAACUGGGCCAUGGAGGACAAGCAGGAGAUGAUUGACAUCAUCGAGACCGUGUACCGAGGUGCCCGGAAAGGUCGUGGGCUGGUUGUGUCUCCCAAGGACUAUUCCACCAAGUACAGAUACUGAGCUCCCGUCCCAGUCCCACUGCUGUAUGUAAAUGUCACAGGGUCGUUUUCACGUGGAAAUACAUUAAAUGACCUAAAGCCUUUGACAAAGGAAGCGUUUGGGGAAAGUACGCGAAGCUCAAGUUGCUGGAGCGUCUUUGCUGUGAGGGCAGCACGGCCUCAGCUUUCCCUCUGCCCAGCCAUCGCCUUUCUGUGUUAGCAAAUAUCUGUAAAUAUCUAGCUGAGAUAAAUAAAAUACAUGGUGGUGAGCA